Molecule: messenger RNA, 1440 nt
Organism: Entamoeba histolytica HM-1:IMSS
Lineage: Eukaryota; Evosea; Mastigamoebida; Endamoebidae
Product: protein kinase domain containing protein
Exons: 1
Coding region: 1-1440 (479 amino acids)
Biological process (GO): protein phosphorylation; mitotic DNA damage checkpoint signaling
Cellular component (GO): cytoplasm; nucleus
Molecular function (GO): protein serine/threonine kinase activity; ATP binding
Source: RefSeq, a predicted model, not a curated record
AUGAGUGAAUAUUCUUUAUUGGAUGUUGACACACAGACUGCGACAUUACCAACGAUUGACAUCAAAAAGGCUCCUGCUGGUGUGAUGGCUGUUAUAGUUUGGAGAAAGAAAGGCUCUGACCAAUGUUUUAAUCGAACUGACAUCACAUACACAAAUCCAACCCUAGAUGAUUCGAAGUCUCAUUCGACAAAUGUAAAAACACAAUUAGAGAUUGGAAUGGGAUCAGAAGUAUGUGGUCCUUGUGAUGAGAAAAUGACACUUCUUAUUUCCGAGAAAGUGUCAAGUGAUGAUAAGUCAGAGGAGUUUAUAUUACAAUCAAAAUCAAUGAAACAAAAAUUGGAAAGGAAGAAACAAGGAAUUGAAAUAGAGGUCAUAAACACUAAAGAUGUCAAAGAAUCUAAAAAAACAGUGAUAAAAGAAGGAGAGAUCAAAUCUUUUGGAGUAUUUCAAAGAUAUGAAUUUUGUAUUUAUUCUCAAGAGAAGUAUAAUGGUAAUGUUGAUUUGAAGAUGCGAAUUAUUCCAGGAAAAGAAAUUGGUGCUGGUGCAUUUUCUCAUGUACAUCUUGGAAGAGAUACAAUUGAUAAUCGAGAAGUUGUGAUUAAGAUAUCGAAAAAUGGAAGUACAUCAGCACGCAAACAAUUUGAGCAUGAAAUUAAAAUGCUAAAAAAAGUACAUCAUUUAUAUAUCAUAUCAUAUUUAGGUGAUUAUUUUGUCAAUUCACAAAGGUAUCUCAUUAUUGAACAUGCAGAGCAGACACUUGAUCGUUAUUUACAAACCGCUCCAAGAAAUUCUAAUGGAUUAGUUUUAUAUUCUAUUUGUAAUAAACUGUUUAAACAAUUAUGUUGUGCAGUUAUUUAUAUUGAAGAAAAAUACGAAUUUGUACACAGAGAUAUUAAAUGCGAAAACAUUUUAAUUCACAAUGGAAAUUGUAAAUUAUCUGAUUUUGGAUUAUGUGUCACCAAACAACACGCUGAAAAAAUUAAAGAGCCUUCAAUUGGAACAAAAGAAUUUCUUGCACCUGAAACAAUGAAGACUUCUCCAAAAUAUUCGUACAAAAGUGAUGCGUGGAGUGUUGGUUGUGUUCUGUAUUGUAUGAUUGUUGGCAAAAAAGAAGGACCAUUUAAUCAACAGUUGCUCGAAGAAUUAAAACAAAAAGAUGCGAUAAAAGAAUAUCUUGAUCUGAUUGAUUAUGGAAACUUGUUAUUAAAUGAAAAUGAAAAAGAUCGAUUGGAUUUGUUGUCGUUAUUCUGUAAUCGGAAUUUAUUGGAACCUGAAUAUAGCGAUGCGUCAAACUAUCUCGGAGAAUUAUCACCACCUAGUAAAUCGAAUAGUUUAUCGCCUUCAUUCCAAGAACCUCAAAUUUCACAACCAACAAAAAGACUAAUGGAACAAGACGAUCCUGAUGUGGUGGAAAAAAGAUCGUUUGAGACAAUGCGAUAA